UUACUGACUGCAGAGGACCCCACAUCAAAGCAGGUGGAUGUGCCCUGAAGGAAGCUGCAGUCCGUGGAGAGCCCACUCUGGAGUAGGCUCCUGGUGGGUCUUGUGAUGCCAUGGGGGACCCACGCUGGAGCAGUUCAUGAAGAACUGCAGCCUAUGGGCAGGACCCACAUUGGAGAAAGUCAUGAAGGACUGUCUCCCAUGGGUGGGACCCCACGCUGGAGCAGGGGAAGAGUUUGAGGAGGAAGGAGCAGCAGAGAUGAAGUGCUAUAAACUGAUGGCAACCCCAUUCCCCAUCCCCCUGCACUAGGAAGGAGGUAGACAAGUCAGGAGCGAAGUUGGGCCUGGGAAGAAGGGAGGGAUAGGGGGAAUGUGUUUUUAGAUUUGUUCUUAUUUCUCAUUAUCUUGCUCUGUUUAAUUAGCAAUACAUUAAAUUAAUUUCUCCAAGUCAAGUUUUUUCAGCCCAUGAUGGUAAUUGGUGAGUGAUCUCCCUGUCCUUAACUUAACCGAGGAGCUUUUUGUCAUAUUUUCUCCCCCUGUCCUGUGGUGGAGGGAGAGCAAUAGGGUGGCUUGGUGGGCACCUGGGGGCAAGCCAAAGUCAGUCCACCACAAUAGAAAUGACAAAUAGAGUUGUUUUCUUGUAAGAAAGUUCCAUAAUAGCUUGAAUGACUCAAAGGGAGACACUCUCUUCUGUGGACAGUGUCUGCUCAGCGUGCUGCACAUGGGUUGGAGUCGUAUUUGAUACUGCACCACUCCAGGUUCCCAGCACCUAAAGGGAUGUAAGAUUAUCUGUGUUCUCUUAUUCUUCUGCUAGCUCUGAGAAAUAGGAUUGUGAAUGACACCUAGCAGAGUCUGGGUGCCUUUCUUACUGGGAUCACAAUGAAUCUGCACCUCCUGCUGGAAAUGCUCAAGGCUAAACCUGGCAGGGAUCUGGACAACCAAAUCUCUGUUCAUGCUUACAACAGUGUGCUGGGACAGAUGAUUUCCAGAGGCCCCAUUCCAGUGGGAACUCAUUUAUGAGCUAUUGUUUGUCUUGGUAUUGUAGGAGGUUUGGAAGUCACUAGUUCAGGCCAAAUUCUCAGUCCAAAUCCAAGAUGGGGUGAUGGGCGAACCCAAGAAAAGCAACUUGAGGUGCUGAGGAUCAUCUUUGCAAAGAUAGUUACAGAAGAAACACCUCUUCUCCUCAGCUUUGGUGGAAGGAUCCCCAUGGAGGUGUCAGCCAUGCUCGAGUGCCUUAGUGGGCUGGUUUUGGCUGGGAUAGACUUAAUUUUCUUGACAGUAGCUACUAUGGGGCUAUGUUUUGUAUUUGUGCUGAAAAUGGUGUUGAUAAUACAGGGACGUUUUCACUCAUGUGUAAGCUGAGCAGUGCUUACAGAGAUUCAAGGACUUUUCAGCUUCUCAUACCGCCCUGCCAGCAAGGAGCCUGGGAGUGCACAAGAAGACAGGACAGGGCACAGCUGGGACAGCUGACCAGCCUACCCCAACUGACCAAAGAGAUAUUCCAUGCCAUGUGACGUCAUGCUCAGCAUAUAAAGCUGGGGUAAGGAGAAGGAAGGGGGGGUGUAUGGAGUUACGGCAUUUGUCUUCCCAAGUAACCAUUGCGUGUGAUGGAGCUCUGCUUUCUUGAAGACGGCUGAACACCUGCCUAUCAAUGGGAAGUAGUGAAUGAAUUUCUUGGUUUGCUUUGCUUGCGUGUGUGGCUUUUGCUUUACCUGUUGAGCUAUCUUUAUCUCAAUCCAUAAGUUUUCUCAUUUUCACUCUUCGGACUCUCUCCCCCAUCCCACUGAGGUGUGUGUGAGUGAGCGGAUGUGUGGUGCUUAGAUAAUGGCUGGGGUUAAACCACAAAGCUUUUGCUUUCCUUGCAAAUCUGGCUGGUGGCCAUGACUGUGGAUGUGCUGCCUUCUGUGCGGCUGCUCAGAGCCACUGUUCCACCAUCCUGCCCUCUUGGGCUGCCUUUCUCAUCUGUUGGGACCGUCAGGCUCCUUGGAAGUCAUGAUGAUGCAUUCAGAGAGACAAGAUGGACAGAGACUGAAAUCUCUUGCUCACUGAGGGUGAACCUGUAAUUCAAGGGAAAGUUGUUCUUCCCUCUAGACAGGGUAUCUUUUCCUUGCAGUCCAGGGAGCAAGCAUACAGGAAGCCACAACUGGACAUGUUUUCAAGAGUUUCCAGAAAAGUCUUGGGAGAGCCUUAUAUUACCUGGAGAAUACAGAAGCAAGAGUACACCUCUGACCAUAAAGAAGCAAUUCAUCCAGACCAGGAGAUGGGUGUGAGAGAUUUCAAGGGAAUCCCUCUUCCAGGGAGUGCUGAGCAGAAGGAUGUUUCUCAGGCGUGGACUUCCCCUGGCUGCACUCUCAGGCACAGAGUCCACAGAGUCAAUGUGAAGAGAUUUCUUAAAAAAAAUCUUUUUAAAAGUAAAGACAGAAAUACGCAUUCCUUCUUGGUGCUCCUCUUCUUGGGAACUGCAGAAAUAAAAGAGAAACACCACAGCAUGGAUGGAGGGCAAUGGGUCAAUGGGACACCACCAGUGGAGUUCCUGCAGCUGGGAAUGAGCGAUGAUCCCUCUCUCCAGACACUGAUCUUCAUCCUUUCACUUGUCAUCUACACUGCGACUGUCUUUGGGAACAUCCUCAUCGUUGUGCUGGUGAUGGCAGAUCAGCAUCAGCGCACCCCCGUGUACUUCUUCCUGGGCAAUCUGUCCUCCUUGGAGACCUGCUACAGCUCCACCAUCUUGCCCUGUCUGCUGGCCAGCUUCCUGACUGGGGACAAGACCAUCUCUGCUCAUGGCUGUAUGUCUCAGUUCUACUUUUCCAGUUCUGCUGGUACUGAGUGUUACCUGCUGGCAGCCAUGUCCCGUGAUUGGUACUUGGCCAUCUGCCAGCCCUUACUCUAUGCAAGCCACAUGACCUGGAAGGUGAGUCUCCAGUUGGCAGCUGCGUCUUGGCUGGGGGGAUUGCUGCUAUUUGCAGUACUCACCUUCCUCUUAUCUCAAUUGAAGUUCUGCAGCCCCAAGGCAAUUGACCACUUCUUCUGUGAUUUUACUCCAUUGAUGGAGCUCUCCUGCAGUGACACCAACGUGCUUACAAGGGUUGCUUUAAUCUUUGUCUUCUUGGAUGCAGUAUUCCCUUUUCUGUUCACACUGGCCUCCUAUGUGUUUAUCAUAGCUGCUAUCCCGAGGAUCCCGUCCCAUCAGGGCAGGCAACAAGCCUUCUCCACCUGUUCCUCUUACCUUACUGUCAUCACUCUCUUCUAUGGCACUCUCAUCAUUGUCUACAUGCUGCCCAGGACAACUCCACUGAGGCAGCUCAACAAAGUGUUCUCCUUUUUCUACACUGUCCUCACACACCUGAUUAACCCCCUCAUCUACAGUUUGAGGAACAGGGAGGUCAGGGAGGCCCUCUGGAAGGUGCUCAGGAAAGCCAAGGCCUGCACCCAGAGCUCCUGGUGUGAGGGUGACAGUAGGAACAAACCACUUACAAUUCUUUCACAAGGGCAAGUGCUGAAUCCUGGGUGCACCUCCAGAAGUGUGUGCCACUGCGCCUACUUGAAACUAGCACAGGGAUGAAAGAGGAGAGUUCUCAGAAAUAAAUACUCUUGUAGAGGACAGACUAUGAAAAAUGCAAUGAGUUGGCUUUUCCCUUCAUAAUAAAUGGUUUGGUGACCUUAUUUGUGUGAACUUUUUAAAUGAUAGUUCUCCUUUACUGAGAAAGUAGAAGACCAAAUUUGGGACAACAUCUGAGUAUCAUCCAGACAAGCAUGAGGGCAUAUCUUUCCCUCCUCUGUUCCCUGAGGGGUCAACAAGACCCUGCCCCAGCUGCGCUCCUCUGGCUCCAGCUGUACCUUGUUCUUUUCACUUUUCUGGUAGGGAAAUAGGGACAGCUUGAUCCUAGCUUCUUCACCUUGGAGGAUCAGGCUUUCCUUUUCAGCCAUAUUUCUCCACUGGAAAGCCCUGAUUCAGCCUUCCUCCAGAGCCCAGGGACAGGAGUGGGCUUGGGGUCUGGAUUCCCACAGAUCUCGACUCCUUCAGUCCCCUUUGGGAUGGGAGCCUUUGCCACCAGCUAGCACAGCUGACUCCUCUUCAGCUUCCUCACCAAGAGCCCUGUGGCCUCUUCUGUGAAGCUGUUCUCUGAUCACUUGGCCCCUAGCUGACUCCUUGCACGGGGCUUUUGGGUUUACUGCACCCCAAUGUGCAGGACUCUGCCCCUGCCUUGGCUGGAUUUCAGGAUGCUCCUGAAAGUCCCAUUCUGCAGCAUGUCGUAAAAUAGAAUCGUAUAAUCAUUUUGGUUGGAAGAGACCUUUAAGAUCAUCGAGUCCAACCACUAACCUAGCACUGCCAAGUUACCCCUAAACCAUGUCCCUCAGCACUACAUUUACAUGUCUUUUAAAUACUUCCAGGGAUGGCGACUCAACCACUUCCCUGGGCAGCGUGUUCCAAUGUUUGAUAACCCUUUCAUUGAAGACAUUUUUCCUUAUAUCCAAUCUAAACCUCCCCUGGUGCAACUUGAGACUGUUCCCUCUUGUCCUAUCGCCUGUUACUGACCGACCCCCACCUCGCUACAACCUCCUUUCAGGUCGAUGUAGAGAGCAAUAAGGUCUCUCCUCUGGCUCCUUUUCUCCAGGCUGAACAACCCAAGUUGGCUCAGAUGCUUUUCAGAAGACUUGUGCUCUAGACCCCUCACCAGUUCGUUGCCCUUCUUUGGAUACGCUCCAGCACCUCAAUGUCUUUCUUGUGGUGAGGGGCCCAAAACUGCAUACAAUAUUCGAGGUGCAGCCUCACCAGUGCCGAGCACGGAGGUACAAUCACUUCCCCAGUCGUGCUGGCCACACUGUUUCUAAUACAAGCCAAGAUGCUAUUGGCCACCUUGGCCACGCUGCUGGCUUAUAUUCAUCCAGCUGUCAACCAACACCCGAAGGUCCUUUUCUGCCGGGCAGCUCUCCAGCCACUCUGCCCCCGGCCUGAGGCAUUCAUGGGGUUGGUGUGACCCAAGUGCAGGACCCGGCACUUGGCCUUGUUGAACCUCAUACCAUUGCCUGGGUCCAUCGAUCCAGGAAGGCUGUAGAGCCUUCCUACCUCAAGCAGAUCAACAUCCCACCCAACUUGGUGUUGUCUGCAAACUUACUGAGGGUGCACUGAAUCCCCUUGUCCAGAUUGUUGAUAAAGAUAUUAAAGAGAACCGGCCCCAAUACUGAGCCUGGGGAACACCACUUAUGACCAGCUGCCAACUGGAUUUAACCCUGUUCACUACAACUCUGGGCCAUCCAGCCAGUUUUUCACCCAGUGAAGUGUACGCACAUCCAAGCCAUGGUCAGCCAGUUUCGCCAGGAGAAUGCUGUGCUAAAUGGUGUCAAAGGCUUUACUAAGGACUAGGCAGACAACAUCCACAGCCUGUCCAUCAUUCACUAAGCGGGUCACCUUAUCAUAGAAGGAGAUCAGGUUUGUCAAGCAGGACUUGCCUUUCGUAAACCCAUGCUGACUGCACCUGAUCAGACAGGCAGGUUGUCCUGUACGUGUCACGGGAUGGCACUGAAGAUUAUCUGCUCCGUGACCUUCCCCAGCACCAAGGUCAGACUGACAGGCCUGUAAUUCACUGGAUCCUUCUUGCAGUCCUUCUUGUAGACGGGCGUCACAUUUGCUAUCCUCCAAUCAACUGGGACCUCCCCGGUUAGCCAGGACUGAUGAUAAAUGAUGGAAAGUGCCUUUGUGAGCACAUUCACUAACUCCCUCAGUUGAAUCCUCCCUUAGGUGGAUCCCAUCCGGCUUCAUAGAAAUUUCAAGAUGCCCCUCAAUAGCAACCUGGCUUCCAGAGUCUCAAGCAGCAGAUAACAGAGACCAGAGCUCUUGGGUCAGUGGUGGAUGGGCACUGAAGGAUCUUCCCUUGGUUCAACUUGGGAGAGGCUCAAGAAAGGCCCUAUCACAAAGGGAUAAAAUGAUCCUUGGUCUCCUGUAAAGAGCAAACUCCUUGUGGGAUAGUGAAUGGGGUUUGUGGGAAUGUAUAAAACUUGUUUGGGGGUGUUUGAAGAGGACUGUAGGAACACACAAAGGUUAUGCUAGGUUGUUCAGAAGGGCCAAAGGCAGGGAUCUGGAGGGAUCCAGGUCACUGUCCUGGUUUGACGUGAACGAAUUUUCUGUUCAGUAAUUUUACCUUUUAGCUAAGCCUCAUGGAGACACUGUUCGUUCUCAGAGUGAUAAGACCAAGGGAUGGUAUGCAGAGAGGCUCUUGCUUAUACUUACCACUAUAACAACCAAGGCCAGAUAACUUUGUUAUUUGCCCCGUUGGAGGGACAAAAGUAGAAAGCAUAAAGGGGUCGCAGCCGCAGGGAGGAGAGUUCAGGAUAGGUGACCCAAAAGUGACCAAGAGUGUAUUCCAUCCCAUCUGCCCCAUGCUCAGAAUAAAAGCUGAGGGAUCAAUGGGUCAGCCUCUUUCUUCAAUGGCUGAUGUCCGAGGAGGACUCUGUCUGUUCAUAUGCCUUUGAUCCCAAUCUGUGCCUUCCUGAAUCCAGAUCCAGAAUCCAGUUCCCAUCCAUUGCUGAGUCCAGUCUGGGACUUUCCCAAUGCCUGCUGGUGAUGUGAUCAUCAUCUUGGGAGCUUACUACAGUUUUGUGUAUAUUUUAUAUAUUUCAUUCUUUUCUUUUUAUUUUAUUAUUAAUAUUUCAUUAAAGUAGUUCAGUUUUUUUCCUAAACUCAUAAGUCUCUUUUUCUCUGUCCCUCC
Molecule: messenger RNA, 6704 nt
Organism: Chroicocephalus ridibundus (black-headed gull)
Lineage: Eukaryota; Metazoa; Chordata; Aves; Charadriiformes; Laridae
Product: olfactory receptor 5B21-like
Biological process (GO): G protein-coupled receptor signaling pathway
Cellular component (GO): membrane
Molecular function (GO): olfactory receptor activity; G protein-coupled receptor activity; odorant binding
Source: RefSeq, a predicted model, not a curated record